AUGGAAAAUCGCAGCGAAUCCCCCCGUAAUUGCCAAUCCUGCUCGCGGAAAGACUCCGCCGAAGAUGAAAUGGUCCAGUGCGAUUCAUGCAGGCUCUGGGAGCACUUUGGGUGCGCCGGUGUCGACGAACAAAUUCGAAAAUCGGAGAACAGGUACGUUUGUAAGCGAUGUGUGAACCCAGGGGUUUCCAACGAUCAUCUCAAGGUCCCGGUCGGUGAUCCACGUAGCAAGGCGAAAGGGAGUUCGAAAACAAGUUCCAAAGGUGGAUCGAGGAAGGGAAAGAAGGCUCCGGAUCCGAAUGGCAGCGUAACAUCUAGUGUACGAGCGGCAAUGUUGGCAGAACAGCUGAAACUCAUCGAAGAAGAACGAAUGCUGCAAGAACAAGAGUUAAAAGAUCAGGAAGACAUCAAGAAGCGUCUAUUGGAAGAAGAAGAAAAUCAGUUGGAGGAAAAACGGAAGCUCGUGGAGGAAGCGAAACGCAUUCGCGAGCGCAAGCUGCAGGAAGAGCUAGAUGCGAAACGAAAGCAACAGCAAGUGAGAAGGGAAUCGCUCGAGAAACGCCAGGAAAUUGUACGACAGAUGGCCGAAGCAAGCAGCAGAAGUGGUUCGGUGGUGAGUUCAAGGCAAAAGGUACAUGACUGGCUGAAUGAUCAAGACGACGUUGGACGAUCUGACGGAAAACAUGUUGGAAUUCUAAAUCAAUCCAAUAUUUAUCGGAUUCCGGAAGACCCAGUGGAUAAUCCUGCUCAGCCACAGACUUCUGUACCACUAAAUACAUCUAACGUACGUUCGUCGUUUGUUGCACCACCCGAUUCUGUUUCACUGCCACCGUCUCCCGCAAUCCUUCCUUCACACCCCAUUCGGAUGCUGUCGCAAACCCAAAUAGCUGCUAGGCAGGUUCUGGGGAAGGAUCUACCGGUUUUUGAUGGGAACCCGGAAGACUGGCCGAUUUUCAUUAGUAACUACGAGCAGUCUACAACUACAUGCGGCUACUCGGAUGCGGAAAAUCUGGUCCGACUUCAGCGAUCACUAAAGGGACAUGCUCUGGAAUCGGUGAGGAGCCGUCUACUGCUUCCGGCCAGCGUUCCGCAUGUUAUACAGACCUUGCGCACUCUUUUCGGCAGACCGGAACUCCUCAUUCGGUCAAUGUUGCAUAGGAUCCAUCAAGUACCGCCCCCGAGACACGACCGUCUAGAGACCAUAAUGCACUUCGGUCUGGCAGUGCAGAACCUGGUAGACCAUCUCAAAGCAGCAAACCAAUAUAAUCACCUGGCGAAUCCUGUACUUAUGCAGGAACUCGUCGAAAAGCUACCCGGCUCGUUGCGACUUGAUUGGGCAAUGUUUAAAACCAAACAACAAGUUGCGACGCUCGAAACGUUCGGUGAAUUUAUGUCGAGUCUGGUAACAGCUGCAAGUGAGGUCUCCUUUUCUCUACCGGGAUUCAGCGCGAGCCAGAAGCACACCGUAACGUCAGAUACCCGGAGCAGUAAACAAAAAGGCGGAUAUACGGGUAUGCUUCAAGCUCACUCGACAGACAAAAGUCCGAACGACGGAUUUGACCCUACUCCCUCCAGUUCGAAACCCGCCAAGACGUGCCUGGCCUGUGGUAGAGUGGGCCAUAGGGUGGCCGACUGUCAUCAGUUCAUCGGGGCAACCAUUGAUGAGCGUUGGAAAUUGGUUCAGCAAAAAGGGCUCUGCCGAACUUGUCUAAACAGCCACGGAAAGUGGCCGUGCCGAUCUUGGGUAGGAUGUGGAAUCAACGAAUGCCGUCAAAGACAUCACACUCUUCUUCAUUCUCCUGCCACUUCGGAAACGGAAGUAAGCGUGUCGCCGAGUCACGUCACCUCCGGAGAUUUCCAGUGGCCACUCUUUCGGAUCGUACCGGUCGUAUUGCAUGGCCGCAACUCUUCCCAGACUGUCUACGCGUUCAUCGAUGAAGGCUCGUCGUACACGCUGUUAGAGGAUUCGGUGGCCAAGCGACUGGGUAUCACAGGAGUGCAUGAACCGUUGACACUGAAAUGGACAGGAAAUGUAACAAGGGUCGAACCCAAGUCGCAGGUUGUACAGCUAGAUAUCUCCGGCAAGGGAGUCAGCUCACGGCACACGCUUGCCCACGCUCGGACAGUGGGUCGUUUAGUCUUGCCCACACAGACCAUGAAGUAUCAGGACCUAGCACGACGUUUCCCACAUCUACGUGGACUGCCGAUUGAGGAUUACGAACUAGUGGAGCCAAAAAUACUGAUUGGCUUGGAUAAUCUCAGGUUAGCAGUUCCGUUGAAGCUGCGCGAAGGAGGAAGAAUGGAUCCUAUUGGUGCGAAAUGUCGUUUAGGAUGGAGCAUAUAUGGAUGUGUUCCGAAUCAAAAAUCACAUUCAGCAGUUGUUGGGUUUCACGUUGCUUCAGUUCGAGAUUGGGAUCAGGAAAUGAACGAUCAGCUUCGAGACUACUUCGCUCUGGAGGAAGUUGGUGUUGCAGGAAAGGAUAAUAUCGUUGAAUCACUCGAAGAGAAGCGUGCCAAGCAACUUUUGAAAGAUACGACACGACGAACGGCUUCAGGAUCAAACUUUGAAACUGGCCUGCUAUGGAGGACCGAUGAUCCGACGUUCCCCGAUAGUUACCCGUUGGCCGUUCGACGCUUGGAAUCGCUUGAGCGUCGGCUUGAACGGGAUCCAAUUCUACAAAAAUGUGUGCGCGAACAGAUCGUCGAGUAUGAACGGAAGGGCUACGCGCACCGUGCCAGUUUGACGGAAUUGACGUCGGUAGACCAAAGUCGUGUGUGGUACCUUCCCCUGGGCGUAGUUACCAACCCUAGAAAACCAGGAAAGGUAAGACUAAUCUGGGAUGCGGCAGCAAAAGUAGGCGGCACGUCCUUAAACUCUCAGCUUCUGAAAGGGCCGGAUCUUUUAACUCCGCUUCCUAAAGUCCUAUACCUGUUCCGACAAUAUCCGGUGGCUGUGACCGGAGACAUAAUGGAAAUGUUCCAUCAGAUCAACAUCCGCUCACCUGACUGUCAGUCUCAACGUUUUCUAUUCAGAGAGCAUGUUACGGAUCCUCCUAUCAUCUACGUGAUGGACGUAGCCACUUUUGGGUCCACCUGUUCACCAGCGUCGGCCCAAUACGUGAAGAACCUCAACGCGGAAGAGUUCGCCGAAGAAUACCCUCGGGCAGCAGAAGCCAUCGUUAAUAAACAUUAUGUCGAUGACUAUUUGGACAGCUUCGAAACAAUUUCCGAGGCGGUGAGUGUCGUGAACGAAGUGAAACUGGUACACGCUCGGGGCGGCUUCACCCUCCGUCGAUUUCUGUCGAACGAGCCAGAUGUCUUGUAUGGAAUAGGAGAAGUAAUAGAAACGGAGCCGAAGAACCUUGAUUUGGAAAGAGCUGGGAAAGUUGAAUCAGUGUUGGGAAUGAAAUGGUUACCGAACGAAGAUGUAUUUGUCUAUACAUUGGGCUCGCGUGAAGAUAUCCUCCAGAUCCUGAAAAAUGACUACGUUCCUACGAAACGCGAGGUAGCCAGAGUAGUCAUGAGUCUAUUUGACCCACUUGGCCUCAUCUCGUUCCUGCUGAUACACGGGAAAGUACUGAUCCAGGAGCUUUGGAUAAAGGGGACGGAGUGGGACGAAAAGAUUCCUCAAGAGACUAACGUCCGCUGGCAACACUGGAUUAGUUCAUUACAACAGCUUAACCGGUUACGGAUACUGCGAUACUACUUCCCCUGCUCUGUUCCGAAAAAUUUCGCCUCUCUUCAAAUCCAUCUUUUCGUGGAUGCAAGCGAUUCAGCGUAUGCCGCCGUGGUGUACUUCCGUCUAGAAACUGAUCAUAGUACACAUGUAGCUCUCGUCGGCGCUAAAACGAAAGUAGCACCGCUCAAAGCCCUCUCCAUUCCAAGACUGGAGCUCAAGGCGGCUGUCCUGGUAAACGUUUCUGCUGGACUGACGCGAACACUGUUCUCGCAUGGAUUCGCGCUUCCGAUCACAGGCGAUAUCACCAAUUUGUCGCUGUUCGAGUCGGAGAAAUUCUAA
Molecule: messenger RNA, 4017 nt
Organism: Aedes albopictus (Asian tiger mosquito)
Lineage: Eukaryota; Metazoa; Arthropoda; Insecta; Diptera; Culicidae
Exons: 2
Coding region: 1-4017 (1338 amino acids)
Molecular function (GO): zinc ion binding; nucleic acid binding
Source: RefSeq, a predicted model, not a curated record